GCCAGCCAACGACCAUGGACCGAGGCGCCGCCGCCGGGUCCAGCGCGCCGCUCGUGCUGGCGCUGCUGGCGCUCGCGCUGGGCGCAGUGGUGCUCGUCGCACCGGCACAGGCGGAGAGGUCGUACAGGCUGUUCGUGGAGGACGCCGCCGUCGAAGAGACGGACCCGGAGUGGUUCGGUGCCGAGAAGACGUGGAUGAAGAUGCGCACCGUCAACAAGACCAUGAACGUGGUGGAGUGGGACCUGGACCUCCUCAAGGAGCUCACCACUGACGUGCAGUCCAAGUGGAACAUGAUGGAGAAGGUGGACGGCAACUACAAGGCCAGCAGCAUCAAGGGCAGCGCCACGGUGUGCGACGACCUGCACAGCAAGCGGCCCUCCAUCAAGGCGCUGGGCUACUCCCGGUCCUCGCUGCCCAAGGCCUGCCCCAUCAAGGAGGGUCUGUACUCGCUGCGGAACCACAUCCCCAACGAGAACUACUUCCCCGUCAUCAUCCCGGGCAACCAGUGGCGCCUGUCCAACACCUGGUCGGCGGACGGCAAGACCGUCAUCAAGUUCCACAUCGACAUCAAGAUCGACCGGACAAGGAAGCUGCAGGGGUGACGGCCCUGUGACGGCCGCGACACUGUGGCACUGUGACACUCGUGGUAAUGAAGCCUUUUAAUGAC
Messenger RNA from Thrips palmi, 667 nucleotides. RefSeq lists its product as uncharacterized. Lineage: Eukaryota; Metazoa; Arthropoda; Insecta; Thysanoptera; Thripidae. The coding region runs from base 15 to 602 and encodes 195 amino acids. The record is from RefSeq and is a predicted model, not a curated record. The transcript has 4 exons.